Messenger RNA from Moneuplotes crassus, 351 nucleotides. The record is from the annotation of a GenBank genome assembly. Lineage: Eukaryota; Ciliophora; Spirotrichea; Euplotida; Euplotidae.
AUGUCGAACUCUGUUUGAUCAGUACAAGCAAGGGAUGUCUCAAGCCAUGUUAAUUCAGUGGUUCUCUCAUUCUGCAAAAUUUCAGUUUCUCAACCUAUAAGUUUUGGCCGAGUAUUGGAAGAUUCUCAGAUCAAGACACUAGAUUUUUGUGGUUGAGGUAUGGAAGAGUAUUCUGAUUGGCAAAACCACCCUGAACAGCUCAGAAAUUUGAUGGAAGGGUUAACUACUUAUCAAGGAUUGAUGAAAAGCUUAUUUACACUCAAAAUAAAGGAUUGUGGUAUUGAAGCACAGAGUAUUAGAAAUAUUUUAGAAGAAAGUGGAUGUAAUCAUCUUUUUAUCAGUAUUUGGUAA